Messenger RNA from Grammomys surdaster, 666 nucleotides. RefSeq names its product olfactory receptor 9K2. Gene Ontology annotation, cellular component: membrane. Gene Ontology annotation, biological process: G protein-coupled receptor signaling pathway. Gene Ontology annotation, molecular function: odorant binding; G protein-coupled receptor activity; olfactory receptor activity. The record is from RefSeq and is a predicted model, not a curated record. The transcript has a single exon. The annotation marks the transcript as partial. Lineage: Eukaryota; Metazoa; Chordata; Mammalia; Rodentia; Muridae.
UUGCCUUGUGCCUCUCAUCAGGUCUCUUCUAUGGGCGACAGGGAAACAAGCAAUCACUCAGAUAUGAAUGACUUCAUCCUUGUAGGCUUCAGGGUCAGCCCUGAGCUCCAUAUCCUCCUCUUCCUGUUCUUUCUGCUUGUCUAUGCCAUGAUCCUUCUAGGAAACCUUGGGAUGAUGGCCAUCAUUAUGAUUGAUCCCAGGCUGAACACACCAAUGUAUUUCUUCCUAGGCAACCUCUCCUUUAUUGACCUCUUCUAUUCAUCUGUUAUUGCACCGAAGGCUAUGAGCAACUUUUGGACUGAGAGCAAGUCCAUCUCGUUUGCAGGCUGUGUGGCCCAGAUCUUUCUUUUUGCACUCUUCAUUGUGACUGAAGGAUUUCUCUUGGCAGCCAUGGCUUAUGACCGUUUCAUUGCCAUCUGCAACCCACUCCUGUAUUCUGUUCACAUGUCCACACGUCUCUGUACUCAGUUGGUGGCAGGCUCUUAUUUUUGUGGCUGCAUCAGCUCUGUUCUCCAGACCAGCAUGACAUUUACUUUAUCCUUUUGUGCUUCUCGAGCCAUUGACCACUUUUACUGUGAUAGUCGCCCACUUCAGAGACUCUCCUGUUCUGAUCUUUUCAUACACAAAAUAGUAUCUUUUUCCUUAUCCAGCAUCAUUAUCUUACCG